AUGUCUUGUUUCAGAUUUCUCAGUUAUGCUCUGCAAAACAAUUCUUCUAUUAGAAAUCAAGACAUUAGCAAAGUAUUUUACGCUUUGACCAAUAAAGUGGCUGGGCAAGAAGUGGCUUGGAAUUAUGUACGUGACAACUGGCGCAAUCUCAAAUCGACUUUUGCCGCUGGUUUUUCUACAAUGAGCGAGAUCAUCAAAUCGGCCACAUACCAUUUCAAUACCAAAAACGACCUGAUCCAACUGUGGCAGUUUUACAAGGACGAAUACGAUCAUUUGGGUUCGGCUAGGAGAAGCGUAUUGCAGUCGAUUGAAAACGCGGAAGCAAACGUGAAUUGGAUGGAGAGAAAUUUCAAAACAAUUAGCAAUUGGCUACAAAACACCACGCUAUACUUGUCCCAAUUUACCAACGAAGUGGAUUAAAUAUGGUAAUCAUUUAUGACGCCAUAAAAUACGUGGGAUGUAAUUAUAUUAUCAUAAGUAGAAUAUAUACUAACGAUUAAGCUAAAAUUAAUUGUCGACACUUUUAUGUCAUUUUCGCUAAAGAUUGUCUUAUAAAGACUGUUUUUAUUUUUUAAAUUACUUCUAAAUAUUAUGACUUGGUGUUAACUUUAUAUGUAUAAUCAUCAUGAUUUUUUUUUUUAUGGCAAUGUAUAUGUUCAAUUUGAAACAGUAUUUUUAUAUAUUUAUUUUAAGUUAACAGUAUUUAAGUUGUACCUAAACAUAUUUAAUAAUACAAUUUUUUCUUUAUAUCGAAUAUAAUAUAAUAAUUUAAAAAGGUUGAACAUUAGUUCCUGAUCGAUCAUUAUGUACUACACUGCUGUGUUAAACAAUUAAUGUUCAUCUAGCCUGCAUGUACUUUAUACAAUAUGACGUGUUGAGUGUUCUCAUAUUUUAAUGAAACACUGUUAAAUAUUAUAUUUAAAUAUCACAAUUAUUUUUCAA
Messenger RNA from Diuraphis noxia (Russian wheat aphid), 942 nucleotides. RefSeq names its product aminopeptidase N-like. Gene Ontology annotation, cellular component: membrane; cytoplasm. Gene Ontology annotation, biological process: proteolysis; peptide catabolic process. The record is from RefSeq and is a predicted model, not a curated record. Lineage: Eukaryota; Metazoa; Arthropoda; Insecta; Hemiptera; Aphididae. Gene Ontology annotation, molecular function: zinc ion binding; metalloaminopeptidase activity; peptide binding.